Nomascus leucogenys (northern white-cheeked gibbon) is the source of this 563-nucleotide messenger RNA. RefSeq names its product protein sidekick-1-like. Gene Ontology annotation, biological process: homophilic cell-cell adhesion; axon guidance; dendrite self-avoidance. The record is from RefSeq and is a predicted model, not a curated record. The transcript is spliced from 4 exons. Lineage: Eukaryota; Metazoa; Chordata; Mammalia; Primates; Hylobatidae. Gene Ontology annotation, molecular function: cell-cell adhesion mediator activity. The annotation marks the transcript as partial. Gene Ontology annotation, cellular component: axon; plasma membrane.
AUAUCACUCCAGUGUUCACCCAGCAGCCAGCGGACACCACAGUUACUGACGGGAUAACAGCCAUUCUAAGGUGUGAGGUGUCCGGGGCUCCCAAACCUGCCAUCACCUGGAAAAGAGAAAACCACAUUCUGGCCAGUGGCUCUGUCCAGAUUCCUAGGUUCAUGCUUCUUGAGUUGGGGGGUCUACAGAUCGUGCCUGUCUUCAUCCAGGAUGCUGGCAACUGCACCUGCUAUGCAGCCAACACAGAGGGCUGCCUGAACGCAUCGGCCACGCUCACCAUGUGGAAUCGGACGUCCAUCAUCCACCCUCCUGAGGACCACGUGGUGAUUAAGGGGACCACGGCUACGCUGCACUGUGGAGCCACACAUGACCCCCGGGUUUCACUCUGCUAUCUUUGGAAGAAGGACAAUGUGGCCCUGACUCCAUUGAGCACAUCUAGGAUCGUGGUGGAAAAGGACGGGUCCCUUCUCAUCAGCCAGACGUGGUCGGGCAACGUCGGUGACUACACCUGCGAGAUUGUUUCUGAAGGAGGGAACGAUCUAAGAUGGCCCAGCUGGAAGUGA